Mycena citricolor is the source of this 1353-nucleotide messenger RNA. The record is from the annotation of a GenBank genome assembly. Lineage: Eukaryota; Fungi; Basidiomycota; Agaricomycetes; Agaricales; Mycenaceae.
AUGCCGCUGUCAAAAGAAGAUUUGGGCGGUCUUAUCACCGCGCGCACGGCCUUCAUACAAGAUGAUGCCUAUUCGAUUCCCGAUUUCACGAGCGUCAUCGAGCUGCACACCGAAGAUGGUUCGCAGGAGCGUGCCGAUUGGCUAAGUCAUAUCGACGCGCUUUCAAUUGCCAUCGAGGAAAGGAUGGAACCACCGCCGCCGCCGGGUUUGGCCAGGGACUCUCCCCCAAAGAAAGCCCCAGUCAAAGGAAAGAAACUGAAGCUGGCCAGUGCCGAGGAACCGAGGAACAUUUCGGACGUGCUAGGAGGAUCAGAAGCGUUCCAACGGCGGCUUGCCGAGAGAAAGCAGCGGAUGCUUGAUCUAGAAGCAAACGGCGCUGAGGAUUCGAGCCGGACGAAGAAGAAAACAGCUGGUCGACCACGAGACACGCUUGUGGAUGACCUGAUCGUCACAGAGAGUUAUAAAGUAGACGGGAAGCAGAAAGUCUACACAUACUGCAUUGCGUGCGACCACUGUGAGGUGUUCCGUAAUCCCGGUCGGAUACGAAAGCACGCUGCAAUUGAUUGCAAGGAGAUCGCAAAGCUGUUUCCAAAGCUGCACAAGGAAGUUUGUGAAGUCCUUGCUGCUAACAGCAAAGGGACACUUCCCCGAGUGCGCACAAUUGUGAAGACAGCAGCUGUCUCUCCGAUCGCGCCACCCGGCGCUAUGGCAACGAUGCCCAUGGAUGACAUGGAUGCAGAUCGAGGUGCAUCCGCGACAGAUGUGGAAAUGCUAGAGCCAACGGGUCUUUCAUCGGCGGGAUCGACACAUCAUGGAACGAUCCGUGAAUACUUCGAGCCAAUCAAGAUGACCGAUGUUCGUCAGGCUGCGCUCGACCUCGCACUUUUUCAGCUGGUCAUCUGCGCUGCCCUUCCUUUCUCAUUCGUCAAGAAUCCCUGGCUGGUCAACCUUCUUCUUAUCGCAGUGCCCAACUACAUCACCCCGGAGCGGACAGCAUUCUUCACACGCCAGAUUGCUGAUCAGGUUGCUGCGUUCAAGAUGCAUCUUCAGGCCUUCCUCCAAAACCGAUUCUACCUCACUCUCUCACUUGAUGGCUGGAGUAGCCGCGGGAACGACGAAAUCUACACGUUCCAUACCACGCUACCAAGUCGCCGUUCCAUCUUCACAUUGGGACACGUGUUCAAGGCUGUUUCGGUGACUGCGGAUGCCCUUGUCAGCGUUGAUAGGCUGGCUACCAGACGCACUCUGCACCAACUCUGUAAGGGCGUAUUUUUGCGCUUUUUACAGAGUUUACUCUUGAACCACUCGGUGUAUCGUGUCGCGGUUGACAGUGUUGCACUCAGUAGGACUUAA